CAUUGUACUUCCUCAUUACCAAGCUAUAUAAACUUGCACACUGACCUACUUUGACAGCAGAAGAACAAGGUAUCAAACUCAGAGGACUUCAAACUUUCUGACCUUUAGACCUAAGGAUGUUAUUGAUCAUCUGUGUGUCACUGCUGGCGGCCUCCACUCUGGGCCAACUGGAUAGAGCCUCAAUGGAUGCCCAGUGGGACCAGUGGAAGAUCACACACAGCAAAAUCUACAGUGAACCGAAAGAAGAACAGGUUCGCAAGGCCAUCUGGGAGAAGAACAUGAAAAUGAUCAUUCACCACAACAAGGAGGCAGCGCAGGGCAUGCACAGCUAUGAGAUGGCCAUGAACAUGUUGGGAGACAUGACACCAGAAGAGGUGAUUAACACGAUGACCGGCCUUCGGGUCCCCCAGAUCCAUCAGCGCAACUCCACCACAGCUCUGAACUACAGUGAGGCCAACCUCCCCAAAUCUAUCGACUACCGCAAAAAGGGCAUGGUGACAUCAGUGAAGAACCAGGGUUCCUGUGGUUCCUGUUGGGCCUUCAGUUCAGCCGGGGCGCUCGAGGGCCAGCUGGCCAAGAAGACAGGUAAGCUAGUGGACCUCAGUCCUCAGAACCUGGUGGACUGCGUCAAAGAGAAUUAUGGCUGCGGAGGAGGAUACAUGACCACCGCUUUCAAUUAUGUGAAGGAAAAUGGAGGCAUCGACUCUGAGAAGGCCUACCCAUAUGUCGGAACGGACAAUCCGUGCAGAUAUAAUGUGUCAGGCAGGGCAGCCCAGUGCAAAGGCUUCAGCGAGGUCCCAGUGGGCGACGAGAAAGCGCUGGCUGUCGCUGUGUAUAAAGUGGGUCCGAUAUCUGUGGGCAUUGACGCCAUGCAAAGCAGCUUUUUCUUCUACCAGAAAGGUGUUUACUUCGACCCCAACUGUAACAAAGAAGACAUCAAUCAUGCUGUGCUGGCAGUGGGCUAUGGAGUGACCCCCAAAGGGAAGAAGUACUGGAUCAUCAAGAACAGCUGGGGCAAGAGCUGGGGCAAGAAUGGUUACAUCCUGAUGGAACGAAACCGUGGCAACCUCUGUGGCAUUGCCAAUCUGGCCAGUUACCCCAUCAUGUGAGGGGACCAUGGUGGAGCUCAGAGGAAGGGACAACAAGGGACAACAGCUUUGACUACUACACACAAAACCUACCCUUAAAAAUGUACAGAAUUUAUUUAAAAACUAAAGCAACAACAAAAAAAUACAUGUUUAUGCUUUUUCUCCCCCAACAACACCCACAUUUUUGAAUUACUGUACAAUAAAAACUAAUUCAAAUUGAACUUUUCUGGAAUGAAAAGAGAUAAAUGUUAGACUCUUGGAUUGAGGCACCCUAAAAAGUCUGAUGAGGAUGUUACUUGAGUUAUUUGAAGCACUUUGAACCCCUGAAGUCUUUGCACUUUUAUUCUCAAAGCAGCAGAUCUCAGUGAUGGUCGGCCCCACAAAGAAUCACAUACAGCUUUAGGCACCCCCAGGCCAUGGUGUUAAGAGCCUUUACCCACAACACUGAUUGGUUUUGUGCAACGUGCCAAUUUUAAUCUACAAACCCACCAGGCACAACCAACAUUUUACUGUGUUUGGCUGGUAGUCUGAGCUAGUUCCAGUCUCUAGUUUUAAUUACAGUUUGUGUGGAAGCUGUCAGUGGAGGCUGAUCCUUUCCUGUUGACACAGAAUCAGUUCCUUUAUAACUGUAAAAUUUUUACUUGAUCAUGUCAGAUGCAAAUUUUGGCUUAAACACUCUGAGUUGUAAAUGUACCCAGUAGUGAAACAAAAUAUUAACUAGCAGGCCCAUCCAUCCAUCCAUCCAUUUUCCAAACCGCUUAGUCCCAAACGGGGUCACGGGGGGCUGGAGCCAAUCCCAGCCACCUGCAGGCCCCUGAAAACUAAACUAUAUCAGGUCACCGGGUGGAGCAGUGGUUAGCACUGUCGCCUCACAGCACGAAGGUUCUGGGUUUGAGCCCCCGGACCAGGUGCCUUUGUGGAGUUAGCAUGUUCUCCUUGUGCCUGCGUGGGUUCCCUCCGUGUACUCCAGCUUCUUCAGACAGUCCAGUUCACUAUAAGAGUGAACGUGGGUGGCUGUCUGUCUCUAAAGCUGCUUUUCCAUCGCCUGGUACCAACUCAGGUUAACUCUACUCACUUUCGGUACCUGGGUGCCUGGUUUAUCGCUGCAGAUGGUCCCCUCUCGGUGUAGCUGGUUGUCAUAGCAACACCGCAUUACACUGACGUGAUGUUGUCAGCAACACUGAAGGGAUGCUGUUCUUGAUUCUCAGUAUGUGGCUGUUUUUAGUUAGUACAGUAAAGUAGUGGUUAGUGUUAAAUAACAUUGCUUCUAAAAAUGGUGCUUUCUUUGUUCCAGCACAUCUCGCAGGUUUGUGCCAUGAUUUCUCUGAUAAGCAGCUAGUCUGCAGCGUUUAAAUGUCACCAUUUAGUACCACCUUUGUUUGCUUGGAAGCUUGACAGAGGUGAUACCAAAAAUAGCACCAAGUACAAACCCCAUUUGGCUGAUGAAAACACAAAUCAGGCAAGUCAAGUUGAGUCAACCGUCAUGGUGAAGAAGGAGCUGAGCUGUAAGGCGAAGCUCUCGAUUUACUGGUCAAUCUACGUUCCGACUCUCA
This is a messenger RNA of Monopterus albus (swamp eel), 2641 nucleotides long. Its product is annotated as cathepsin K-like. The transcript has 8 exons. NCBI's taxonomy places the organism in Eukaryota, Metazoa, Chordata, Actinopteri, Synbranchiformes, Synbranchidae. Gene Ontology annotation, biological process: proteolysis. Bases 117 to 1109 code for a protein of 330 amino acids. The record is from RefSeq and is a predicted model, not a curated record. Gene Ontology annotation, molecular function: cysteine-type peptidase activity.